AUGUUGGGACAUCUGGUUCGCCGGCAUAUCUACGGCCGGUGCGUGUACACGGUCCCGAUACGCACCAUCAACGUGGACAGUUCGACCAAGCUUGGUUUUCCUUGUGCGUACAACGACGAGGAAACGAAGAAAAUUCUCAACACAAUCAAUGAACAGGAAGUGGAGGAAUUGUACAAAUACAACAUCUCCAAGUACCGGUUGAAGAAAAUCGAAGGAUGGCGUAAAAAGUUCGGUUCCUUUCUUUCGCUAGAGCAGGUGCUCGAGCUGGACGGGUUCGGUGUGACGGUGCUACGCAAAUUUUACGAUUCGAUCGUGCACGGUCCGAAUGAAGAUACGGUAGCCGUCACGAAAGCAAUUAAACGAGACGUUAAAUUCACCACCCCGCUGCUUAGUGCUCAGAUGAUACCGAAAAUCAACAGCUGCGUUUCAUUGUACGUCGGGUUGGAUUACGUGACCUGGGCACACUUCAAGCUGGCAAAAGAACAACCAACUGCACUGGCAGGUUGGAACAGUUACAACAUCAGCGACCGUAAGCUGCACAUCAACGAGCUGAUCCGGAACGUGUCGCAAAUGAAUCGGCUCAUCCCUGCAGCGGAUGUAUACGUGGUGGAAAACCCUCCCGUUGCACAAGCCUCGGCCAUGGGGUCGGCCGUACAGACCAAUAUUAAUGUGCAGCGUUCGCAGCUGAUCGGUAUGCUGAUGCUAAUGCUAGCCAACAGAGCUUCACCGUUUGCGGACGGUGGCUUGAACCAGUCGACGGAUGGUUCCAUCGGUAGCAAUGUGUUCUUCCUGAAGCAAUAUCUGUCCGCACGCUUGUUUGGCAUCUUUGUAGGCAACGAACGGGUCUCGUCGGAAGAGGUGAUCCGUUCGAUCAUGGAACGACAGCUCGCACCGAACGAGGAACAGCUUGAAUCGAUGCAAUCCCGCCUAAUCAUACCGUCAGGGUUGAAAAUCAUUUACGAGGAAAACGAUAGUACCGAGCGCGAAUUUCUUGGACAGUCCCUACUGCUUGGGCUAUCGUUUUUGCGGCUUUGCAUAUUCAAAUGCGAGGAUAGUUUGAAAAUAUUUCGUCGAUAA
Molecule: messenger RNA, 1077 nt
Organism: Anopheles marshallii
Lineage: Eukaryota; Metazoa; Arthropoda; Insecta; Diptera; Culicidae
Exons: 2
Coding region: 1-1077 (358 amino acids)
Biological process (GO): transcription elongation by mitochondrial RNA polymerase; mitochondrial transcription
Cellular component (GO): mitochondrial nucleoid
Molecular function (GO): DNA polymerase processivity factor activity
Source: RefSeq, a predicted model, not a curated record